AUGGAAGAUUGCUUUGAAUGUUCAGAAGACCAUCAUCCAAAUAAAGAAAAGAAAGGAUGUAUUUCAAAAGUGCUGAUGUUUCUAACCUUUAAAGAAACCUUAGGAAUUGGUUUAUCCUCAGUAGCUCUUGCUUUCUUCUUCUUGACAUCUUGGGUACUUGGAACUUUUAUUAAGUACAGGGAUACUCCUAUUGUCAAAGCCAACAAUCGGUCCCUCACCUACACCCUUCUUGUCUCUCUUCAGCUCUGUUUUCUCUCUUCUUUGCUCUUCCUCAGCCAACCUGGCAAAGUGACCUGCCUUCUCCGACAACCAACUUUUGGCAUCACCUUCUCUGUGGCCAUUUCUAGUGUAUUGGCCAAAACCUUCACUGUGGUUGUGGCUUUCAUGGCCACUAAACCAGGUUCUCAGAUGAGAAAAUGGGUGGGGAAAAGAUUGGUCUUUUCUAUUGUCCUCUCCUGCUCUCUCUUCCAAGUAUGUAUUUCCAUUCUUUGGUUGUCAACAUCUCCCCCAUUCCCUGAGUUGGACACACAUUCACAGUCCCAAGAAAUGAUUUUACAAUGCAAUGAGGGGUCAGCUUUCUUCUUCUAUUGUGUCUUGGGCUACAUGGGUAUCUUGGCCAUUGCCAGCUUUAUUGUGGCUUUUUUUGCCCGUAAAUUACCCGACAGCUUUAAUGAAGCCAAGUUUAUCACCUUCAGCAUGUUGGCCUUUUGCAGUGUGUGGAUCUCCUUCUUUCCAGCCUAUCUGAGCACAAAAGGCAAAGCCAUGGUAGCUGUGGAGGUCUUCUCCAUCUUGUCCUCCGGUGCUGCAUUACUGGGAUGCAUAUUCCUGCCAAAAUGCUACAUCAUUGUUUUCCGGCCACAGCUCAACCACAGGGAGCAUCUCACAAAAAGAAAUUAGUACUCCAUGUGAUCUUCUUUCCUCAAACAAAUUGCUGACAAAAAAAAAAGAGAAAGAUUUCUACAAGAAAUAUAUAUAUAAAAA
This is a messenger RNA of Pantherophis guttatus, 981 nucleotides long. The record is from RefSeq and is a predicted model, not a curated record. Lineage: Eukaryota; Metazoa; Chordata; Lepidosauria; Squamata; Colubridae.